CUGGUCUACUUCAGGACCUCAGAUCUGCAGUCCAGGGUUUCGCAGUUGGAAGCGAACAGAUCGCCCUGGCUCCCCGCAGACCAAAUGGAGACGGCUAUUUUGGGAAGAGUUAACCAGCUGCUGGAUGAGAAAUUAAAGCUUCACCUGCCAAGACAACGGGAAAUCCGGGAUACGUCCCAGAGAUGUAGCUGUCCAGCAGGACCUCCUGGUCCCACAGGAAGACCUGGACUUCCGGGAGAGAAAGGUGGCCUUGGCAUCCCAGGACGAAUGGGACUAAAGGGGCAGUCCGGAGAGAAGGGAGCCCCAGGAGAUGCGGGGAUGUCCAUUAUAGGUCCACGCGGCCCUCCUGGCCAGCCCGGCACAAGAGGUUUUCCCGGAUUUCCGGGGCCAAUUGGUUUGGAUGGCAAGCCGGGUUACCCAGGGCCAAAGGGAGACAUGGGCGUAACUGGUUCCAAGGGGCAACCGGGACUACCAGGACAAAAAGGAGAAAAGGGUCAAUGUGGGGACUACCCGCACAGGCUGUUGCCUCUCCUCAAUUCAGUGCGACUGGCUCCGCCCCCAGUCAUAAAAAGACGCACCUUUCAGGGUGAACAGGGGCAGGCGGGCAUCCAGGGACCACCAGGACCACCCGGGCCUCCCGGGCCCUCUGGACCGAUGGGGCCUUUGGGGAACGCCGGACAGCCGGGGCCAGUCGGGCCCCCCGGCAGAACAGGAGAACCAGGGAAGCCAGGCAAAGAUGGGAAUGGCUUACCUGGGCCUCCAGGACCAAAGGGAGACCCUGGGAUUCAGGGCUUCCACGGGCGGAAGGGGGAGAGGGGCAUGCCAGGGAUCCCGGGAAAACAUGGAGCCAAGGGAGCUCCCGGAACAGCUGCUGCAGGGAUGAAGGGUGAGCCGGGGACUCCAGGAACAAAGGGAGAUCCCGGCACGGCGGGCAUGGCGGGGCCCCCAGGUUUGCCAGGGAAAAGGGGCCAGAGGGGUGAAAAAGGAAGCUCUGGCCUCCCUGGACUUCCUGGAUACGUGGGGCAGAAGGGAGAGAAAGGAGAUGCUGGCAACGCCAUUGGAUUAGGCCAAAGGGAACCCGGCCCCCCAGGCUUACCCGGCCCUCCGGGACCAAAGGGAGAAGCUGGCCAAAUCGGCCAAUCUGGAGCCCCAGGAUUCCAGGGACAAAAGGGGGAACCGGGAGCAUCAGGGGAACAGGGGCCUCCUGGCCCAAAGGGCUCCAAGGGAGAUCCAGGCAAAGGAGAAAUGGUGGAUUACAAUGGCAACAUCAAUGAAGCUCUCCAGGAAAUCCGCACCCUGGCCCUGAUGGGGCCUCCUGGUCUCCCAGGGCAACCAGGACCACCUGGAUCCCCAGGGACCCCUGGACAGAAGGGUGAAAUCGGUUUGCCGGGACCUCCGGGGCAUGAUGGGGAAAAGGGACCUCGGGGCAAAUCAGGAGAGGUGGGACCCCCUGGACCCCAAGGGCCUCCAGGAAAGGAAGGACCUCCAGGGAUAAAAGGAGAAAAUGGCCAUCUGGGCAACCCGGGCGAGAAAGGGGAGGCAGGACAGGUUGGCUCACCGGGGCUUGAUGGUCCAACUGGAGAGAAAGGAGAUCAAGGGAUACCAGGACUUCCUGGAUUGCCAGGCCCAAUCGGCCUCCCGGGAUUUACAGGGGAGAAGGGAGAAGUUGGAGAGAAGGGAGAUGCAGGAGCACCGAUAUCUGGGCCCCCAGGGCCAGAAGGCCCCCCAGGACCUGCAGGUCUCCAAGGUGUUCCUGGACCAAAGGGGGAAGCUGGACUUGAUGGAGUGAAAGGGGAGAAGGGCACCCAGGGAGAGAAAGGAGACCGAGGUCCAUUGGGAUUGCCUGGUGCUUCAGGUUUGGACGGCAGGCCUGGGUCACCGGGCACUCCAGGACCAAUUGGAGUUCCAGGUCCAGCAGGACCAAAAGGGGAGAGGGGCAGUAAAGGAGAUCCUGGGACCACUGGACCAACAGGAGCAGCAGGACUUCCUGGUUUACAUGGACCACCGGGUGACAAAGGAAACCGGGGACAUCGAGGUUUUAAAGGAGAGAAAGGGGAGCCGGGGUUACCAGGGCUGGACGGAUUGGAUGCCCCGUGCCCAUUGGGAGAAGAUGGCUUGCCAGUUCAGGGAUGCUGGAAUAAGUGAUGCUUCUAACCUGGGAUUGGCCUGUGUGUGUUUGUACAUAGAAUAUUUAUUUUUAUACAGUUCCCUCUUUUUUAAAUGUCAG
This is a messenger RNA of Tachyglossus aculeatus (Australian echidna), 2227 nucleotides long. It is a transcript of the gene COL13A1, whose product is annotated as collagen type XIII alpha 1 chain. The coding region runs from base 85 to 2145 and encodes 686 amino acids. The transcript has 43 exons. The record is from RefSeq and is a predicted model, not a curated record. Lineage: Eukaryota; Metazoa; Chordata; Mammalia; Monotremata; Tachyglossidae.